Molecule: messenger RNA, 1655 nt
Organism: Nomascus leucogenys (northern white-cheeked gibbon)
Lineage: Eukaryota; Metazoa; Chordata; Mammalia; Primates; Hylobatidae
Source: RefSeq, a predicted model, not a curated record
GCCUCACACCUGCCAAGCAUCACACCUGCCAAGCAUCACACCUGCGAUGCCUGCACGAGCUGGGUGCGGUCCGCGCAGCUGCAGUAAGGGGAUGACCCGGCGUCUGUUAGUCGGCGGUUCAUCUCCUUCGUGCCUCGACGAGCUUUAACGCCACUUUCCUCCAUUCUCUUUCUUCACCUCUUGAGUUUCCAAGAUGGCAACUGUCAAGAGUGAACUUACUAAGAAUUUCGCGGAAGAGGAGGCCAUUCAUCACAAUAAGAUCUCCAUUGUAGGAACUGGAUCGGUUGGUGUGGCUUGUGCUAUCAGCAUCUUAUUAAAAGGUUUGAGUGAUGAACUUGUCCUUGUGGAUGUUGAUGAAGGCAAACUGAAGGGUGAAACAAUGGAUCUUCAACAUGGCAGCCCUUUUAUGAAAAUGCCAAAUAUUGUCUCCAGCAAAGAUUACCUGGUCACUGCAAACUCCAAUCUAGUGAUUAUCACAGCAGGUGCACGCCAGAAAAAAGGAGAAACACGCCUCGAUUUAGUCCAGCGAAAUGUGUCCAUCUUUAAACUAAUGAUUCCCAAUAUUACCCAAUACAGUCCUCACUGCAAACUGCUUAUUGUUACUAAUCCAGUGGAUAUCUUAACUUAUGUAGCCUGGAAGUUGAGUGCAUUUCCCAAAAACCGUGUUAUUGGAAGUGGUUGUAAUCUGGACUCUGCUCGUUUUCGUUACUUUAUUGGGCAAAGGCUUGGCAUCCACUCUGAAAGCUGUCAUGGGCUGAUCCUUGGAGAGCAUGGCGACUCAAGUGUUCCUGUGUGGAGUGGUGUGAACAUUGCUGGUGUCCCUCUGAAGGAUCUGAACCCAGAUAUAGGAACUGAUAAAGAUCCUGAGCAAUGGGAAAAUGUCCACAAAAAAGUGAUUUCCAGUGGCUAUGAGAUGGUCAAAAUGAAAGGUUAUACUUCUUGGGGCAUUAGCCUAUCUGUAGCUGAUUUAACAGAAAGUAUUUUGAAGAAUCUUAGAAGAGUGCAUCCAGUUUCUACCCUAAGUAAGGGCCUCUAUGGAAUAAAUGAAGAAAUAUUCCUUAGUGUCCCAUGUAUCCUGGGAGAGAAUGGUAUCACAGACCUCAUAAAAGUAAAACUGACUCUUGAAGAGGAGGCCUGCUUGCAAAAGAGUGCAGAAACACUCUGGGAAAUUCAGAAGGAGCUCAAGCUUUAAAGUUGCUUAAAGCUACCAUUCUGUAGAUUGAAGAUGAAAGAGUAGUUAUAGAAUUGUAUAUGUCAAACUUUUGAAUAAAUUUGAAUUUCUAAAAGUUGGAAAAAAUAGAGUAAAGAGUGACCUAUUUAGUGUAGCCUUCCAGCUCUUUUUGUUUUUUGGGGGGAGGCGGGGGGAGGGUCUCAUUCUGUCACUCAGGCUGGAGUGCAGUGGCAUGAUCAUGGCUCAUUGCAACCUUGACCUCCCGAGCUCAGGUGAGCCUCCCACUUCAGCCUCCAGAGUAGGUGGGACCACAUGCGUGUGCCUCCAUGCCUGCCUAAUUUUUGUAUUUUUUUGUAGAGAUGGGGUUUUGCUAUGUCAUCCAAGCUGGUUUUGAACUCCCAAAGUGCUGAGAUUACAGGGGUGAGCCACUGUGCCUGGCCUUAGCUUUGAUUUAGUAUCCAGAUGAUAGAUGACACUUUUUUUU